Phacochoerus africanus (Common warthog) is the source of this 4323-nucleotide messenger RNA. It is a transcript of the gene GLI4, whose product is annotated as GLI family zinc finger 4. The transcript has 7 exons. Gene Ontology annotation, biological process: regulation of transcription by RNA polymerase II. Lineage: Eukaryota; Metazoa; Chordata; Mammalia; Artiodactyla; Suidae. The record is from RefSeq and is a predicted model, not a curated record. Bases 2710 to 4173 code for a protein of 487 amino acids. Gene Ontology annotation, molecular function: RNA polymerase II cis-regulatory region sequence-specific DNA binding; DNA-binding transcription factor activity, RNA polymerase II-specific.
GUGGCUGGGGGUCGGCGCGGGGAGGCGUCCCCUCCAGGCCGGGGCCCUUUCGGGGGCGCGCCCGCCCCGCCCUCCAGACGGGACUCGUUGGGUCCCUCUGGCGCCGCGUGGGUCCCUUUCCCAGAGCUGCACCCGCCCCCUCUCGGCUCCUGGGCGCCACGGAUAGGAGGGCAAGUCACGCGAGGACCAGCCGGGUGCGGAUCGAGGCGGAGGAGUCCGGGGCCCUGCACACGCCUGGAGAGGCUCUGUCGUUGGCGGGGCGCUCUCGGGGCCCCUCUCCCGGCUUCGACACUGCUGCGGGGAAGACCGUGCCCACAGACGGCUUGGGUGCAUGUUUGCCCCUGGAUCUCAGACCAGCUAGAAAUCAGUCUCUCCCUGAGACCCAGGCUUCUGAGGGCGAGCGAGGUUUCCAGGGACGGUGCAUACCCAAAACUUCGUGUUAGGAGAGGCCUGGGCCAGAGUGCGAAGGCGCUGCAGUGAAGUCGCACAGCAGGUACCAACAUCCCUGCCUUUCAGCCAGGGUUCUCAAUGGCUCUGGCCAGGUGGAUUGGGUUUUCGGUGUGGUCAUAGCAGUCACCGAGCCCAAGGGCCUGUGAAAUGAGAGGACCAAGAGAAUGGCCUCAGGUCUCCUCCAAUUUUAAUUAUCAUUGUAUUCCUUGGUGUGCACGGGACCAAGUGAGGACAUCAGGUCUCUGCCAUUGAGUACUUGCCAGCUCGAGUUGAGCAGACGGUUGUCUAGAAUGUUCCUGAGCAGCAAAAUGUGCAGGCUCCAGCCAAGUAACAAGGGAUUCAGAGAUGAAAAAGAUGAGAUCCUUGCCCUGAAGAACCCUGACUUUGUCUGGAGACUUUGCCACACGUCUCCAGGGUAGCAGGAGACCUGGUAGGGGAGCAGUCGUGGGGCACAGCCGGCAGGUGUCAGGGGUCGCUGCUCUCCACCACGUGGGUCAGCAUGGAGCCCGGAUGAGUCCACACCUGCUCUGGAGGGGCGCAGGCUAGAGGCUGAUGGCACUUUCCUGUCAGUUCUUGGUUUUCACUGUUGCUUCCUAGAACUAGACCCCAGCUCAAACGCCAGCCUGGCUGACGGGCUGUGAUCCUCUGCCCUGGUGCCACCUACCUCCCCAGCCAAGAUGCCCCCUUAUGUCUGCACGCUUCCCUCCACCGAGAUGGCUUGUAUCAUCCUCAGUUCUGGCUCCCGCCUGAUGCUGAAGACAGCCUCUUUCCAGAAGCCACUUCCAGUCGAGCCUUCGGAGAGUGACGCUGGCCUGAAUCCAAACCAGACCCAUCAUCGAGAAGAAAGCAGUCUCUAGGUCUCGUCCAGGUGGGGAAUGUACCGUCAUUUCACGUGCUGCCUCUGUGUGGGAGAGCAGCGGACAAGAGCCCAAGGAUCCCCUUUGACUUAAAGGGGAUUCAAAGGGUUUAUAUCCCAAAACGCAGGCCACUUGGAAUGUUCGCAGCUAGGAGGCCGCCCUCUUGGUUGAGACAGCCUGUCAGGACACGGAGUUUCUGUGCCAGAACUUCGGUUACAAGCUCAGAAAAACAAAGACUCUUGGCCAGAGCACAACCUCUGAAGAAGCGGAGCGACGCGGAAACUCCCACGGCCGGGGGAUUGUGCUGCUGGCUCGUCUCCUGGCUCUUGCCGGCUUCCAGUGCUCCUUCCCCUCCCCUGGGAAUGAGAGGGAUGGAAAGGCCCGCUGGCAGAAAAGAGACCAGACCCCGGAGGGAGAAGGAGGUGCUCGGAAGGACUCCCCAAAAGAAGACGUGUCUGCGGAAAAACCAACCAGAGAUGCGCUUUGACCAAAACGCACAGGAAGGAGCCCAGCCUGAGCCCUGAGGGUGAGACAUGUGCCUGAGGCCUCUGGUGCUUCAUGGAAAGAUGACUUCCAGGGGUUCCCGGGUUCCCGCCCCUCCAGGGGAGGCAGCCCGAGGAACGCAGCUGGGGCAGGUGCGUCUUUAAACAUCCGACGGACCCUGUUCGCCACCAGCGGGUCCCUGCUGGAGAGAGGCCUUCCCCUGAGCUCGGGCGGGAAGCCAUUCCGGCACAGCUCUGACGUGACCAAACCCAGCGCGUUCACCAUGGAGACAAGCCCUUUCAACGCCGUGUGUGCGGCAUCUAACUGCGGUUCAGAUCCGCUAAACCACCAGCAAACCCACACUGGAGAGAAACUGGAGGGGUGUGAGGAAUGUGGGGGGACUUUCACCCCAGCUCGUGUCUCAUUCGCCAUCGGAAACGUCACCCGCGGAAGAAGCACUGACCAGGGAACACCCAGGUCUGGCUGGAGACCUCCAUCGUGUCACCACGAUGACAAGGACGCUUCUGACAGCUGCGGCACCAGGGGCAGGCUUCGGGCCCUGGCACAGCCCCCACCUCCCGCUGCUGUCUCUGCCUGUGGUGCCCACGCUGGCUCCCCAACCACUGCUCCUUUGGAGACUGGUCUGCAGCCUCUCAGCCCUCAGCGUCCUGAGUCCAUCUCCAUGUGGCCUGGCCCUGAGCUGGACGGCAGUGCUUUGCAAUGAGCUCCAGGGACCCCGCUGUCCCCCGGCUGGCUGUGGUGGCAGUGCUGGGCCUCGUCCUCUGCCUUCCCUCCUCGGCUGGGGCACCACUUGAACGCGGCCCCCCUCCCCAGGAACUGGACCCCCUGUGGUCCUCGCAGCUCAGCCCCCAUCCCGGCUGAGGGACCUGACUCACCAGGUGAACCACCGUGACACCAAAUGCUGCCGCCACGCGAGAUCCCUGCCCCGGCCACGCGGGGCCCUGGGACGCCCAUGGUAGCUGGGAUCCCUUCAGACGCCAGGCGGUGGGUCCGUCCCCAGGGCCAGCUCUCCAUUCAGGUCCGGGUGCGCACACCUCAGCAGGCCUUGGGGGACGAUGGCAGCCCUGGUGGACAGUCAGGAGCCCCCUCACGUCCUGUCCCCUGUUGGUCUCGAGUCACCAGGGACACCUGGAGCCCAGCUUCACGGUCAGCAACAUGGCCUCAGGACACACUUUCUGUGCCAUUUUAUAAACAAGGAAAGCUUCCAGCCCCCCGAAAAAGCACCCAUCGCCCUCCCGGCCUCCUUGUCCUCCCCCUGGAGCACCACCCCCCAGCGCUGCGGUGUCCACUCGAGCCCUGGGCCUGGGGGCCUCGGCCCGGGUCGGGUUUCCCCGUCUGCAGCCCUGAGGUGCCCUCCCAGCUGCCACAGGAGGAGGGGCUGUGGGACCUGGACCUCCAGGACGAGCAGGAGGGCCAAAUCGCCAGAGACACCUGCCUGCCAGAUUCCGAGUCGGAGCCCCAGCUGGCUCCGUCGUCUCCCCGCCCGCGCGGCCCUGGAGAGGAGGUUCGCGGGGGCCGGGACCGGGGCGCGCUCCGGACCCUGCUGAGGCGUCUCGCCCGGAGGCCCAAGUGUGGGGAUGGCUUGGGGCAGGAGUGCAGCUUGGAGCAGCCGCCGGGAGCCGGGCCCUGCACCCAGGAGAGAGGAGGCCCCUGGCUGGGGCCGCAGGGAGCCGCGGGGACAGAGGGUGGCCCGGAGCGGGCCGCCGAGCUGGCAGGCAGCUGUGCCAGGGGCUCGGGCCUCGGGGCCCGGCAGGGCGGCCCUCGGGGCGGGAAGCCGCACCGCUGUGAGGCCUGCGGCAAGAGCUUCAGGUAUAACUCGCUGCUGCUGAAGCACCAGCGCAUCCACACGGGCGAGAAGCCCUACGAGUGCCCCGACUGCGGCAAGCGCUUCCGCGGCUGGUCCGGCUUCAUCCAGCACCACCGCAUCCACACAGGCGAGAAGCCCUACGAGUGCGGCCAGUGCGGCCGCGCCUUCAGCCACAGCUCGCACUUCACGCAACACGUGCGGGUCCACAACGGCGAGAAGCCCUACGCGUGCGGCGAGUGCGGCCAGGCCUUCAGCCAGAGCUCCAACCUGCUGCGCCACCAGCGGCUGCACACGGGCGAGAAGCCCUACGCCUGCAGCCAGUGCGGCAAGGCCUUCAUCUGGAGCUCUGUGCUCAUCGAGCACCAGCGCAUCCACACGGGCGAGAAGCCCUACGAGUGCCCCGACUGCGGCAAGGCCUUCCGCGGCCGCUCGCACUUCUUCCGGCACCUGCGGACCCACACGGGCGAGAAGCCCUUUGCCUGCGGCGCCUGCGGCAAGGCCUUCGGCCAGAGUUCCCAGCUCAUCCAGCACCAGAGGGUCCACUCCCGGGAGUAGCGGGCACGCGAGGCCUGGAGGAGCCGCGAGGGGCCGGGGACAGCGGCCUGGUGAGGAGGGGACUUUGGGGAGGGCUCCUGCCUCUGUGCGCCACCCGUUUGGCACAACCGGCACCGUGCGCUGUGUCCCGAAUAAAUUUUUUCUACCUGA